AUGGUCAAGCGGAAAGCACACUCCAAGCAGAGUGAAGGUCGCGUCACGUUCCUGAACGUUCAGUUCACCACGGCAUUGAUAGAUUUUACAAGCCUCGCAUCAUCGCAGUACACAUCUUGCUUCGAUGCCACGCGCGCUACACGCGACGGACCUGUCAUCGUCGCUGACGUCAAAGCAACGAAACUUGUCGAUCUCUAUGAAAUCGCAAGCCAAAUCUCUUUUCUGGUAGCUUAUGAACGCUUUGACAUUCUGGGCCAAACUCCGCCGACGGGGCCUAACGGCAAGAAGGAUCUCCGCAACCGAUAUUGGAGGGCAACGGGGUCUCGACUGAAAAUCUGGGACGAAGAAGGUCGUGACACUGGACAGGAAGAGGAGAAGAGCAACGACGACUCGGAAGAGGACGCGGAGUAA
Molecule: messenger RNA, 411 nt
Organism: Penicillium riverlandense
Lineage: Eukaryota; Fungi; Ascomycota; Eurotiomycetes; Eurotiales; Aspergillaceae
Exons: 3
Coding region: 1-411 (136 amino acids)
Source: RefSeq, a predicted model, not a curated record